Messenger RNA from Zea mays, 1197 nucleotides. RefSeq lists its product as uncharacterized. The transcript has 3 exons. Lineage: Eukaryota; Viridiplantae; Streptophyta; Magnoliopsida; Poales; Poaceae. The record is from RefSeq and is marked validated. The coding region runs from base 45 to 1052 and encodes 335 amino acids.
GCGGAGCCAUGUGGACAAACAAUAUAAUAGCAUAGCAUAGGGACAUGACGACGAGCUGUGCGGCAUCUUCGAUCGUGUCACCACUGGCGAUGGACAUGGCGGCGAGCGGCGCGCUCCCCGUGGUGGACCUGGCGCCGUUCUUCACGGACGGCGACGAGGGCGGCGCUUCCCGCGCCAGAGCCACCGAAGCCGUGCGCCAGGCGUGCCGGACGCAUGGCUUCUUCCGCGUCGUCAACCACGGCGUGCCGGCACACCUCAUGGCGCGCGCGCUCGAGCUGUCGUCCGCUUUCUUCGCGCUGCCGGACGACGACAAGGCCAGGGCUCGGGCGCCCGAGGGCUCCGAAGCACCGCUCCCCGCGGGCUACGCGCGGCAGCCGGCGCACUCGGCGGACAAGAACGAGUACCUCCUGGUGUUUGGUCCCAAGCUUGGGUUCAACGUGUACCCCGCCGAGCCAUCAGGAUUCAGAGAGGCAGUGGAGGAGUGCUACACCAAGCUCACCGAGCUGGGGCUGCUCGUGCAGGAGGUCCUGAACGAGUGCAUGGACCUCCCGCCGGGCUUCCUCACGGACUACAACAGCGACCGCAGCUUCGACUUCUUGGCGGCGUUGCGCUACUUCCCGGCGACGGAGGAGGAGGACAACGGCAUCAGCGCGCACGAGGACGGGAACUGCAUCACCUUCGUCAUCCAGGACGGCGUCGGGGGCCUCGAGGUCCUCAACGACGACGGCGACUGGGUCCCGGCGGAGCCCGUCGAGGGCAGCAUCAUCGUCAACCUAGGCGACGUCAUACAGGUGCUGAGUAACAACAAGCUCAAGAGCGCGACGCACCGGGUGGUGAGGAAGCCCGUGCACAGGCACUCGUUCGUGUUCUUCUUCAACAUCCACGGGGCCAAGUGGAUCGAGCCGCUGCCGGAGUUCACGGCCAAGAUCGGCGAAGCGGCGCGGUACAGAGGGUUCGUGUACAACGAGUACAUGCAGCUGCGGAUGAGGAACAAGACCCAUCCACCGGCGAGGCCCGAGGACGUCGUCCACAUAACCCACUACGCCAUCUAGCUUGCUAGGCGCAGAAACUGCAUAAACAAGCAACCUGCACACAAAUGGCUGUGUCUACUCUUGUUAAGAUUGUUGUAGUCUGGCCAUCGCACGCACCAUGCUUGCUAUCAUUAAAAUCGAGAUUAAAUAAACAACAAAUCCAGCU